AUGACGUCCACUCCGCUUGACGCCCAGAGACGACUUUACCAACCUCUCCGAGGCUCUUCAAUUCGACUUCUCUCCAUCAAACCCGGGUUUCCUUCAGAAGAUAUAGAAUGUGGCUUCGUCACUGUAUCCGACCUUCAUGAGUCGCCAUCUUACGACGCGCUUUCGUACGUCUGGGGAGAGGAACUGCACGCAGAUCCAAUUAUUUGCAAUGGGGUUGAGACGGUUAUCACAAAACAGCUUGCCGAUGCUUUGACGCACCUGCGACGCUUUCCAGGAUCGGGCUCAGCCAGUCCCUGGGAUAAAGACCAUCCUUUGCUGUCGAGCAAAAACGCGUGGAAUGGCUUUGCAAGAAACCGUCACGAGCACUACGAGGAGAGAGUUGAAGCGCAUGAGGCGUUGCUAUGGGUUGACGCACUUUGCAUCAACCAAAAAGAUGGCGAUGAGAGAGCAAACCAAGUAAAGAUGAUGGGACAGAUAUACGCACGCGCGCAAAAUGUCAAGAUCUGGCUCGGUAAAGAGCACAAAGAACCACCUGCCUUUGUCGCGUCACUCGGAAUACAAAGGGCGGGCCUGCAAUCGAAUGCGCAUAUCGGCACAUACGGAGGGAUACCGAUCGCGCUCUCUUUCAUCGCGCAAGCCCUAAGAAAUGCCAAAGGACCCAGAAAUAGAUUGGCCGCUAUCAAACCCACUGGUGAUUCGGCUCACCGCAACAUAGCGUACGGGUUUCCGCCACCUGAUGCACCAGAAUGGGAUGUUGUACGAAACUUCUUCACGAACGCCUGGUUCGAACGAGUGUGGGUCGUACAAGAGGCAGUGCUAGCCAGCAAGGCAACGGUGCUUAUAGGCGAUUGGGAGAUUGAAUGGGCUGCUAUUGGCCAAGCAGCGGUUUGGUUUCGAUCCAAGGGCUAUGCCAUCCCGACAGUGCUCAAGUAUCAACUGCGAGAUCAGCAAGAUCUUUUGCCUGUAUCCAAGUCAGCUUCCGUUUGGAUGUUGUGCUUAUGGCCCAGCAACAAGGUUCCGUUGUUGGAUCUGCUCCGAGAGUUUCGCACCAGGAAAGCUACGAAUCCUGUUGACAAAGUCUAUGCAACGUUUGGAAUGGCGGACGAACUGCAACUCAUGGAUAAGCAUGGAUUCCAUGGACUUGUCGAGCCGGACUACUUGUCCAAGACUGUUCUUGAUGUCUAUCGAGACAUUGCCAAGUUCUUGAUCAUUGAGCACGGAAAUUUAGAUGUUCUGUCUGAGGCAGAGACAACUUCAUCAAUGUCAGGUUGGCCAUCAUGGGUUCCUGAUUGGCGUUACGAAAAAGCCUCGAACGCGCUUUUGACUAGGCAAACUGCCGGCAUAUAUAAUGCGAGCAAUGAAUUGCCAUUGGCGAUUGGUAUCAGCAACAACGUUAAUGCGCUGACACUCCAAGGGCUUGAGGUGGAUGUCAUCAUGGCUUAUGGCGAGAGGCUCGCAAGCUACGGCUUCGGUGCAGUCACGUACCAGGAAGAGCUGGAUUUUGUGCGAGCCGCAUGGACACUACUAGUGCGUCGACCCACCAAUAAAUCAUGCCAAUUUGAAGCCGGCGACCUAGCAGGCGCCUUCAUUCAGACGCUGACCACAGGCGUCAACAACGCGUACCGGCCUAUCCAUGAAGAUCCAAGCUUCCUGGACGACGCCUUGUAUUGGUUCACACAACACGCUCCGAAGACGAUCCCUAGCGUGCCAUUUUCCCAACGCUUGAAGUGGAAGAUGCAGAGAACACCCGAUUCAGGGCGAUUUCAUGAAGCAUUUGUGCGAGCUUGCGUUGACAGACGAUUCUUCGUAACCAAGAAUGGGUCCAUGGGUAUUGGUUCGAACGCUCUGAAAGAGGGUGAUGUUGUCGUUGUUCUUUUUGGUGGAAAUGUGCCUUAUCUCUUGAGGCCCGUGGAUUCUGGGUACAAGUUCCUCGGGGAAUGCUACGUGCCCGGGCUGAUGGACGGAGAGGCAGCAGUGCCCUGGAGGCAGGCUGGGAGUAAAAGAACCUUUUUUGAGCUCGCUUAA
Messenger RNA from Ascochyta rabiei, 2025 nucleotides. RefSeq lists its product as uncharacterized. NCBI's taxonomy places the organism in Eukaryota, Fungi, Ascomycota, Dothideomycetes, Pleosporales, Didymellaceae. Bases 1 to 2025 code for a protein of 674 amino acids. The transcript has a single exon. The record is from RefSeq and is a predicted model, not a curated record.